CUUCUCAGAGAAACUCAUGUGAUGCAUUUUGUGCAAUAGCUGAUUUUGGGGAAGCUGGACAAAGACGAGGAGAUAAGGGUUAUUUACCCAAUGAGAGCAUGAGUUGACAACACUGCUAAGCAUGGCAUGGACCGCUCGGUCGCAGGGUCAGGGUCACCAGAGAGCAAAGCCACCCCAUCAAACCCAUCUCCCUGCGUCCAUGAGAUCUCUUCCCUUGAGAGAAGAUGGUUUAGAUGACGAACUUAUCUUUGCUGAUGAUGUGGUGCUUGGCUUUCUGCUUAACUGAGCACAAUAAAUAUUGUGCCUCACCCUGUCUUAUUCAAAUCAAUCUGCUCUAGGCCUGGAGCGUUUUUGAGGAAAAAGGAAGAAAUUUGCAUUUGCAUCUGUUCAGUGCCAAGGGUAAUGUAAUCCUUUCCCACCCAUGAUGGCAACAGUGAGGAAGGCUGAGCACUAGAGCAGGGCAGGAUUUGGGGACUGUAAUUCGUGUUCUUCGACUUUGCUGACGCACUGCAUUUGAUUUUUCAGGGUGGGACUACCUUUCUCUGGCCCGUUCUCAGAAGCUUAACUCCUCUCCUUCCAAGGAGGAAGUCAUGUUAUAAACCACAGUGCAGAUGGGAUUCAAGCUUUUGCCAGACGUUACUGUGCUGCUUUUUCACCUGGAAGGAUCCCAUCAACAAAUACCUCCGUGGCUACUACAUCCAUCAGGACUCACCUGGGGAGGCUGAGCUGGCACAAGCAAACCUGCCAAGGUGAGCAAACCCUGCAGGGAGCAGCAGACCCUGCCUGGGGCACUUACAGGUGUCCCCAGGCAACCAGGACAGUCACUCCGUGUCUGUCACCCAGGGGUUAACCACUGCAGCUUGUGUGGGUGCACCUGGCACUGCUUUAGGGCCACCCUCCUGUCCUGGGGCAUUUUUUUCCAGCCCUGGAGAUCUCCCAUUCCCAGAGUCAGGACAUGACAGGCAAAAUGAACAAGGGAGCGGCAGGAAAUUGCUCCCCCACAACAGCACGUCCCAGGGGAUACAAUUCACCAAUUCACCCUUGGGUGCUGGGACAACUGUGUGCUUUGGUCAACAUCCAGGCUUGCCUCGAUCUUUCCCGACAGUAGAGGGUGCCCGGGGCCCGGGAAUACUGUGCUGGAGGCAUUGCCUGGGGUUGUCCAGCUCCCCGAGGGUCUCACCCAGCCAGGAAUUCUGUGUCAGCAUAAAAGACACCAGAGGCCAGACACUGCACCCCCAUGCACGCACAGUGAAGCACCGAAUUACAGGUGGGAGUGGGCUUGGUGUUGUUUUACUCUCCAGAGAGGAAAACAGGGUGAGGAAGGGGAUUUUCCCAGCCUAUACAAGUUUCUUCGGUUUAUCAAGGAUUCCUGUUGUGCAGUUUGUUGUGCAAUUCCCUGGGAAGCAGAAUUCUGUGGGUAUAGGCAGGGUAGAAGGGGGACAGGGAUAGUGACUGGCUCUGCUGUUAUCUUCCUAGUGGCAUUAGGGAUUUAUAUAUGGAUAGAUAGAUAGAUAGAUAGAUAGAUAGAUAGAUAGAUAGAUAGAUAGAUAGAUAUAGACCCACUCCUCCUCCUGUGGCUGCUGCUGCCCCUCCCUUGAGAUGGGGUAGUUAUGGAGAGGGGCAUGGAGGGGUAUCAGGCAGGAUACAACCUAUGAGCCUUUCUGGCAGCCUGCUCUGCUUUGGGGACGUGCAGACCUGGCGAGUUGUCACUGUGUGACCCUGUGCCCAAGUUCUGGGCUGAGCCCGACGAAGUGAUGCUGCUUAAUUGGAGCUUUUAAUGCGCCGUGGAGCUGGUGUGUGUUACAAAGAGCCGUCGGGGCCGGAGGAUGCUUAGGACCCAGGGGAAGCGCUGUAGAGCCUGGCUGGCUGAGCUUGGAACAGCUCCUGCCUCGCCGGCCGGGACUUCUCAGGUGUCCUGGUACUGCAGAGCUGUGCGAGGCGAGCGGGGCCCUCCUGGCAGCUCCCCCUGCCUCACACCCAUGCCCGUCCCCUGAACCCCCUGGGCACCCAUGUGCUCCCCCGGGGACUGCUCCGCACCAUGAAUGACCAGUACCACCGGGCCGCCCGGGACGGCUACCUGGACCUGCUGAAGGAAGCCACCAAGAAGGACCUGAACUCGCCGGACGAGGAUGGCAUGACCCCGACCCUAUGGGCUGCCUACCACGGCAACCUGGACGCCCUGCGCCUCAUUGUCAGCAGAGGGGGUGAUCCAGACAAAUGUGACAUCUGGGGGAACACCCCUCUCCACCUGGCAGCAGCCAACGGCCACCUGAACUGCCUUUCCUUCCUCAUCUCCUUUGGGGCCAACAUCUGGUGCCUGGACAACGACUACCACACCCCGCUGGACAUGGCAGCCAUGAAGGGGCACAUGGAGUGCGUGCGGUACCUGGACUCUAUUGCUGCCAAGCAGAGCAGCCUCAACCCCAAGCUGGUGAGCAAACUGAAGGACAAGGCCUUUCGGGACGCGGAGAGGAGGAUUAAGGACUGUGUGAAGCUGCAGAAGAAGCACCACGAAAGGAUGGAGAAACGGUACAGAAAGGAGAUGUCGGAUAAUUCAGACACCAUGAGCUUUUCCAGCUAUUCAAGCAGCACCUUAAGCAAGAAGUUCCAGCACAUGUCUAUGGUGACCUCUCUGCCAUAUUCACAAGCCACCAUCCACGGCACAGCCAAGGGAAAGACGAAAAUACAAAAGAAACUAGAGAAGAAGAAGCAGAUGGACGGGACAUUCAAGAUCUACGAGGAUGGGAGGAAGAGCAUGAGGUCUCUGUCCGGCCUGCAGCUGGGCAACGACGUCAUGUUUGUGAAGCAGGGCACGUACGCCAGCCCCAAGGAGUGGACUCGCCGUAACAUCAGAGACAUGUUCCUCACGGAUGAAGACACUGUCUCCCGUGCCAUAAGUGACCCGGGCUUGCACAUGGACUCGGCCCACUCAGAAGUCAGCACUGACUCUGGCCAUGAGUCCCUGUUCAACCGCCCCGGGCUGGGCACCAUGGUGUUCCGGCGCAACUACGUCAGCAGUGGGCUUUUUGGGAUCGGCCGGGAGGAUGGGGGCACGCUGGGAGAAGACAACACAGACGGGAUGGGCGUCAAACUGCGGAGCCGCCUGCAGCGCUCGCCAAGUCUCAACGACAGCAUUGGCAGUGCCAACAGCCUGCAGGAGAGGAACGCGGAGGAGCUGCCCUGGGAUGAGGUGGAGCUGGGCUUGGACGAUGAUGACGAACCAGACACCAGCCCCUUGGAGACUUUUCUGGCUUCCCUGCACAUGUUUGAGUUCAUCUCCAUCCUGAAGAAGGAAAAGAUUGACUUGGAGGCCCUCAUGCUAUGUUCAGACAAUGACCUGAAGAGCAUCAAUAUCCCACUGGGCCCCAGGAAAAAGAUUGUGGAUGCCAUCCAGAGGAGACGACAAACUCUGGAGAAGCCAGAUGUCAUUGUAGACACUGAACUGUAAGUAGGAGAUGGGGCCUCUGAGCAGUUAAACCCUUCAGCAGGUGGAGAUGUGGAUAAUGUAAGGUCUUGUUUUCAACCCGCUUGGAAGAGUAGGAGUCCAGGUAACCUCAGCACUUCUGUGUGUGGGCAAAUUCCUGCUCGUGUGGAAAGGAUGAGAGUUUGGAGAGGUGGCAAUAGCGUUAGCUCAUUACUCAACAGCCCUGAUGUGACUGGGCAGGACGUGAAGCCCUUGUUUCAUUUCAUAACUGGUAUGAAUGCUGACUGCUCUGUGGUCUGAUGCUUCUCUGUCCCUGUAGCUGAGAUUUUCAACCACACUCAGGCUUGUCCUGACUCCUCACCUUUUGAAGACAUUAGGAAAUCAACUGCAGUUCCCUGUGGGAGCAGGCUGACAGCCGUGCCCAGUGGCAUUGGGAAUCCUUCCCCAAAUGCUUGAGAUCUUACUCAGACCUCUGGAGACUGCAUAUCUGGGUUGGAGUUGUUGCUCUUUUAUGGUGUUUCCAGAGUUUGGUUGGGUUGGGCUGAAGGACCAUGUGCCUGAACAGAAGUGAGGGAAGGCAUUGGUGUGGGUGUCCCCACGUCCACUGACACAGUAAUUCACUGAGUUGUUUGGGCUGCCCAGCCUUCAGAUAUCUGCGUGCUGCUUUUACAGGCUUUCAGUACAGGUCUUGGAUCCUCUGGGUGCUUAUAGAUUUUUCUCUUUCCCUUUGCAGAUAGCAUCAGCACCUUUUUAUUUUUAUUUUUUUUUAAUGCUCGAGAAACAAACCCAGUUCUAAGUUGCCAGAAAACACAAGCCAGAGACUCCCUUCCUGGGGCAGCUGAAAGCUACAGCCAUCCCCACCAGUCCUGCUGGACUGCUCCCUUGCUCUGCUCCCUGUCUGUGCGAUGCUCCUGGGCGGUACCUGGUACGGAGGGACGACUGCUGAGAUCGGACCAGGCAGCACCAACCUGCCAACCUUGAAGGGACCAUGGUCUCCCCCUCACUGGAGGAAGAAGUGACCUGCACAACUGGCUGGGACACUGCUGUCACAGGCUGUGAGACCACAUGAAGCCAUGAAUGGAAGGAGAUAACGUGAUAUUUUCAAAGCGACCCAGAAUAAAUAAUUACAAUCUA
Molecule: messenger RNA, 4558 nt
Organism: Pseudopipra pipra
Lineage: Eukaryota; Metazoa; Chordata; Aves; Passeriformes; Pipridae
Gene: USH1G
Product: USH1 protein network component sans
Exons: 3
Coding region: 2039-3448 (469 amino acids)
Biological process (GO): sensory perception of sound; equilibrioception; sensory perception of light stimulus
Molecular function (GO): protein binding
Source: RefSeq, a predicted model, not a curated record